AUGCCAACUGAAGGGUCAGCUUUGGUGGCUCAUAACUUUGAGCAAGAAUCUCAGGAAAAUGAACUAUCGAGCGGCUGUUAUGGCCUUGGUUCGGUGUCUUCAAGCUUCUCUGAAGAGUCUUCCGUGUGCGGCCCCGUCCCAAGCUCAUCUGUUACGACUAUUUCAGAGCCUGUUGCAAAGGACUGCCUCACAAUCUGGCCAAGUAAAGAAACGCAGAGCCAAUGGCCAGCACGCCGCACCAGAGUUGUGAACUCCCCGUACGAGUACAUAGCGACGAUGCCAUCAAAGGGAGUCCGAGAAAAGCUGAUUGACGCGCUGAACAUCUGGUUCGACUGCCCAGAAGAGACAGUAUCAACCAUCAAGAGUGUCAUAAGUAUGCUUCACAACUCAUCGCUGAUACUCGACGACUUCCAAGACAAUUCGCCUUUGCGCCGAAGCAAGCCGUCCACGCACACAGUCUUUGGACCUGCUCAGUCCAUCAACUCAGCUGCGUACAUUAUUAUCAGAGCAAUGUCGAAGAUACAAAGCUUUUCGGAACCUUCUUGCGUCAUAAAAGCUACAAAUAUGAUUUUGACUUUAUUUGAGGGCCAGGCUGUGGACCUGAGUUGGACAUUCAACGAAACAUGCCCUUCGAUGCAAGACUACAUUUUGAUGGUCGAUGAUAAAACAGGAACGUUGUUCAAAUUGGCAGGCUACCUCCUUGCAACACAUGCGAGGGUAGACUGGAGUGAAGGCACUAUCACGGCCAUUGAUGCACUGUUGUCGCUUUUCGGGCAGUAUUUUCAAAUUCGAGAUGAUUACCAAAAUCUCGUCAGCACUGAGUAUACUUCACAAAAAGGAUUUUGCGAAGAUCUGGACGAAGGCAAAUACUCAAUCACUUUGAUCCACGCCCUUCAGAAUGACUCUGGAGGACUCUUACUGAGAAACAUGAUAUCUACGAGACGUGUUCAAGGAAAACUGACUAUUCAACAAAAAGCAUUGAUGCUAGACCGAAUCAGGUCAUGUGGUAGCCUAGAGUGGACAGUCUCACUUUUGAGUGAUAUACAUCAGCGUGCAAUAGCGGAUAUAGGGUUAUUAGAGAAGGAUAUUGGCAGAGUAAACUACGAGUUGAGAUCGCUGGUGGAGAUGCUCCAACGCUAG
Messenger RNA from Neoarthrinium moseri, 1140 nucleotides. RefSeq lists its product as uncharacterized. The record is from RefSeq and is a predicted model, not a curated record. The coding region runs from base 1 to 1140 and encodes 379 amino acids. NCBI's taxonomy places the organism in Eukaryota, Fungi, Ascomycota, Sordariomycetes, Amphisphaeriales, Apiosporaceae. Gene Ontology annotation, molecular function: prenyltransferase activity. The transcript has 6 exons. Gene Ontology annotation, biological process: isoprenoid biosynthetic process.